AUAGGGUGAAGGGCAAAGAUUCGUGAGUGAGAUAAGUUAGGUAAAGCAAAGUCCAGUUCCUGAAAUUGAGUGAAUAAAUGAAUAGGUGUUUAAAGGUAGGUAGAUCCUGGUGCUGGCCAUUUAACAUGUUGUCUCUCGAAGUCCUUAUCUCUGGUCCUUUGCCCCAGCUAGUCUCUGUUCUCAUUAAAACUUCAGAAACCUAGGUUUUAGGAACUCUGAACUUACAGACUCCAGGACCCACAAGCCUUCUCUAAAGACUGGCAUGACCCUGAUUAACCAUAGCUGUAUCUGGAGACCUGAAUGCCGGGACUGCCAUUCCUGGGCUUGUCAUAUAGCACAGGGCUUCCAUCCUGUUACAGCCCUGCUGAGCCCCCCUCAGGCUACAGCUCUUGCCGUCAGAUAUGCAUCCAAAAAGACAGGUGGCAGCUCUAAGAACCUCGGUGGAAAGUCACCAGGCAAACGCUUUGGCAUCAAGAAAAUGGAGGGUCACUAUGUUCAUGCUGGCAACAUCCUUGCGACUCAGCGCCACUUCCGCUGGCACCCAGGUGCCCAUGUGGGGCUGGGGAAGAAGAAGUACCUGUAUGCUCUGGAGGAGGGGAUAGUCCGCUACACUAAGGAGGUCUACGUACCCAGUCCCAGCAACUCGGAGGCUGUGGAUCUGGUCACCAGGCUGCCCGAGGGGGCUGUGCUCUACAAGACUUUUGUCCACGUGGUUCCUGCCAAGCCUGAGGGCACCUUCAAACUGGUAGCUAUGCUUUGACCUCCUGGUUGAGGCCUUUGGACAGAGACUGGAGCCCAGGUGACAGGAGAGGGUGGUACCAGACGUCAUCAAGGGUUGGAGUGAUGACAAGGCCUCCCAAGGAAGAAGUCUGCUUGGUGGUGACUGCAGGAGACUAUGAAGUGACUGGCUGGGAAGCCCUUUGGGAGACCUGACCUGGGGCCAAAAAUAAAGUUAGCUGGAGUCAUGA
Messenger RNA from Balaenoptera musculus (blue whale), 968 nucleotides. RefSeq names its product mitochondrial ribosomal protein L27 (gene MRPL27). The record is from RefSeq and is a predicted model, not a curated record. The transcript has 4 exons. Gene Ontology annotation, cellular component: mitochondrial large ribosomal subunit; ribosome. NCBI's taxonomy places the organism in Eukaryota, Metazoa, Chordata, Mammalia, Artiodactyla, Balaenopteridae. The coding region runs from base 263 to 760 and encodes 165 amino acids. Gene Ontology annotation, biological process: translation. Gene Ontology annotation, molecular function: structural constituent of ribosome.